Molecule: messenger RNA, 843 nt
Organism: Aspergillus aculeatinus CBS 121060
Lineage: Eukaryota; Fungi; Ascomycota; Eurotiomycetes; Eurotiales; Aspergillaceae
Exons: 2
Coding region: 322-843 (173 amino acids)
Source: RefSeq, a predicted model, not a curated record
GGGGCCCGCAGAAGAGCCGGCAUGUCGAUUCGAGUGCCAGGCUCAUCUGAAUGCGCGGCAUAAGGCAGAAGAGACUGGGCUCAACUACCUAACUAGUACCUCAGUAUGCGCUCCGCAAACCCGUAUGGCUUGUCACAGUUCCAUCACCUCACCCAGACAUCACCUACUACCUCCCCCUCCCAAGGUCUCUACCCCACCUAACACUCAAUAAUCUUCUUUCCCUUUUCCAACCCCAUCCUUUCUGCCGUCAUGAUCAAUCAAUGGUUUCUUUUACUUCGUCCGUAGCGACACACCUCUGCGAACGAAGAUUGUACAAUCCCCAUGAUGAGUGACCCGGCGUCCGAUGAGCCCGAGGGCUUUCCCUCACUAGAGGAAGAGACACUACACCACCUCGAUAUCGUCGGCGCCAACGAGUACCGUCUAAUCCGUCUCGUGGGGGAAAGCAUGAACGUCUAUCACAGGUUGCGACGCGCACUGUUUUGGGCGACCAGGAUCAGUGACGGCCUCGAGGUCGUCGUCAAAUUCUUUAUUGAACAACACCCCAUCCUCACCACCGUGGACCCACAUCGGGGCAUCUUCAACCGGCUCGGGCGCACCGCAAUCGAAGACGAAUUCCAAGCACUCGAGGCCGCGGAAGAUGUGAACGGCGUCCCCCACAUUCUCGAUCGUAGUCGCAGCAGCGGCGAGGUGGUGCAAGGCCCGGAGUCUGAGUAUCCCGGGGGCAGGCUGGACAUCAUGGCUAUGACCCGGCUGCCUGGAUAUCCGCUGAAUUCCUUUGAGGGGCGGCUUGAGCCGUGGGAAGUGGAUCAUGUCAAGGGUGAAGUGCUGCGGAUUGUCAGGUAA